AUGGUCUCAGAUGCCUACCCCAUUCCUCACAUUGACGAGCUGUUAGAUAAAAUGGCUCAGGGCAGAUACCUUACCACCAUAGAUCUGUGUGCCUCUAUGUUCGAAUUGGGAGCCGGAUUGAGCCAGGUCAGGGACGAUGACGGAGAACACGCAGUAGCUUCUCAGCAGGAAGCUCUUACCCAGGGAGAUCUUGGCACGUGGGUCCAUCGAACAAGAAGUCAAUGUACAGAGCAGAGACUGGAGACCUUUCCAGCUCAGGCUCAGGUCGGGAACGUUCUUCCUGCGAGCUGGGAAAGCCAGAUGGCUACAAUAUACUACACAGAGAACCAGAUAAUAGAAAUAUCUUCAUCACCAGAACAUGAGGACUUCAAUCCCUCGGCAGGUUACGAAGAUAUAUCCCUGGAGUGUGAAGUCACCACUAACCCCCCGACAGCUCCCAGCAACACAAGGAUCAAGAAGGUCAAUGGGGAGAAAACUCGAGAGAUCCUGGUGUUUGAAGUGUUGCAGAAGCUCCGGAACCUGAAAGAUUUCUGCAUAGCUUGCGGCCAUCUGAAUGCUACCCUGGAGCACCCCUUAUUUAAGGGAGGCCUGUGCCGACGUUGCAUGAGCUGGUUUGUGGAGUGGGGCUACCAGCUUGACGAAGAUGGCUACCAGUCAUACUGCUGUGUGUGCUGCUCUGGGCGAGAGGUGCUGAUGUGUGAAAACAGAAACUGCUGGAGAUCUUUCUGUGUGGAAUGUGUGGAUUUAUUUGUGGGACCUGGCACAGCUGAGGCGGCUAUUAAAGGGAAUCCCUGGAUUUGCUAUUUAUGUCGUCACAAGAUCACCCAUGGGCUACUAAGGAGACGGCGUGACUGGCCCAGCCGGCUGCAGGGCAUAUUAUCCAAUAAACACGAUCAGGAAUUUGACCCACCAAAACUGUAUCCACCUUUACCAGCUGAGAAUCGGAAGCCUAUUCGAGUUCUGUCCUUGUUUGACGGGAUUGCAACAGGUCUGUUGGUUUUAAAAAUGCUCAGGAUCAAGGUAGAGCGAUAUAUUGCAUCUGAGAUUUGUGAGAAUGCCAUUGCCGUGGGAACUACGCGACAUCCUGGGGAGAUCACAUAUGUAGGAGACAUAAGACAUAUCACCCGCAAACAGAUCCAGAAAUGGGGACCAUUUGACUUGGUGAUUGGUGGCAGCCCUUGUAAUGACAUUGCAGUAGUCAACCCAGCCCGGAAAGGCAUAUAUGCAGGCACAGGAUGUCUCUUCUUUGAUUUUCCCCGUCUUCUCCAUGAAGCUCAGCCUAAAGCAGGUGAAGAUCGUCCAUUCUUCUGGCUCUUUGAGAACGUGGUUGCCAUGGAUACCCACUUCAAAAAAGUAAUCUCACAACAUCUGGAGUCAAACCCUGUUAUGUUUGAUGCGCGAGAGGUGUCGGCAGCGCACAGAAACCGUUACUUCUGGGGCAACCUACCAGGAAUGAACAGGCCUCUCGUUGCUACAGCAAAUGAUAAAUUGAAUUUACAGGAUUGCCUCGAACAUGGCCGGGUAGCCAAGUUUAGUAAAGUCUACACCAUCACCACUAAUCCGAACUCCGUCAGGCAGGGCAAAGGCCAGAAGUUCCCCGUGAUCAUGAAAGAGAAGGAAGACAUCCUGUGGUGUACGGAGAUGGAGAGAGUCUUUGGAUUUCCUGUCCAUUACACUGACGUUUCCAACACCACCCGCACGGCCAGACAAAAGCUCUUAGGACGUUCCUGGAGCGUGCCCGUCAUCCGCCAUCUUUUCUCCCCCCUGAAGGAAUACUUUGCUAGUGUGUAG
Molecule: messenger RNA, 1791 nt
Organism: Pelobates fuscus (common spadefoot toad)
Lineage: Eukaryota; Metazoa; Chordata; Amphibia; Anura; Pelobatidae
Gene: DNMT3A
Product: DNA methyltransferase 3 alpha
Exons: 17
Coding region: 1-1791 (596 amino acids)
Biological process (GO): negative regulation of DNA-templated transcription
Cellular component (GO): nucleus; cytoplasm
Molecular function (GO): methyltransferase activity
Source: RefSeq, a predicted model, not a curated record